Fundulus heteroclitus (mummichog) is the source of this 2728-nucleotide messenger RNA. RefSeq lists its product as uncharacterized. The transcript is spliced from 5 exons. Lineage: Eukaryota; Metazoa; Chordata; Actinopteri; Cyprinodontiformes; Fundulidae. The record is from RefSeq and is a predicted model, not a curated record. Bases 1066 to 2178 code for a protein of 370 amino acids.
UCUUCCCAGAAAAAAAGUUGUGUCCCAAACACCACUUUAUUGAACAUUACCCAUAUCUUAUCCAAAAGUUUGGACCUCCAAGUGAGCAUUGGACCAUCAGGUUUGAGGCAAAACAUUCUUUCUUUAAAAAAGUGGUACGGGAUGUUAACAACUUUAAAAACAUUUUUUUUACUCUUGCCUCAAGACAUCAGCUUAUGUUGGCACAUUAUCUCGCGAUGCCAAGCAUUUUCAAGUCUGAGGCUGAGACUGCAAAGGUAUCUGAAGUGUGCUUCGAAGUGUUAGACACUGCUGUCAAACAAGCCAUCUUGAAUAGAUUCAGCAAUGUUGACACAGUGGGACUGACCCCUCACAUAUUUCUAAAUUGAACAAAGUAUUCAAAAGGAAUGAUUCUCUCUGCUGGAAGUACAAGUGGAUUACCAGACUUUGGAAAAAUUUUGGAAAUAUGCAUUGUGAUGGACCAGCAUAUUUGCUUCAUUAUUGAACCUUUUACAGCCUACUACAUAGAGCAUCUGCCAAGUUACCAUCUUGUGAAGAAAAACCCUUCUGAGUGUGUUUUGGUGAAACCAGAGGAUGUCAACGACUACGUGCCACUGGUGUCGUACUUCAUUCGGGGCUGCCUCCUGGUCACUCCCAAGAUCUUCCUACCUACUGAAGUAAACCUGCUGUGAAAGUGGUCUACAAUGCUUCUGCGUGUUGUAGUGUCAGAAACUGACAUCAGACGUCUUUCAGUUGAAGCCAUUCCCUCAAAUGUUAAGGAACUAGGUGUUGCGAACCAGCCUUGGUCUCAGAGGAGGAUUCAUUUUGCAGUUUGAGGAUCCUGAUUUCAAUAAUCAGUUGUGCAACCUAACGGACAUCAAAGACCUUCCUGUGGACCGGGCAACUGUGAAAGUAUUGUUCACAGUUGAAGACUCCACUGAUUCUACACUGGACACAGGCAGCCUCCCUUCCGUCAGUAGUGGGGAUUCUGUUGAACGGCCUGAUCCUUUCCCAAUUCCAGAGUUCUCGCAUGACGUAGAACUGCAACUGACAGAAGGAAAUUAUAGAUAUAACAAGGAUGGAUCUGUGAUGGUGAUUUCUAAAGGUUUAAAGACUGAUAUCCUCGACACGCUUGCAGACAGUAUGUCAAAGAUUAGUGCUUAUCCUGAGAGACAGCACUAUGAAAAUGUAGCCAAAGCACUGGUGGAGAAGCAUCCCUGUCUGCGCGACCCAGGGUCUGAGAAAGGAUGGUACUCUUGGUUUCACAGCCUGAAAUUUAAGCUUGGAAACUAUCGGCAAAAGUUGAGUGCAGCAGGAUGCCCUGAAGUUAUUAUAAACAAAAGAAAAACAGGAGGUUCAAAGGGAAAAUCUGUCAAGAAGUCAAAGAAGGGUGAGGUAAACUACUGUCCUGAUCCACCUGAAGGACAAAAUCCUGAAAGAAUGGAAGAGAAGCGCAAGAUAAUGGAGACAGAAAUGCAGAAGAAAGACCCUGACCACCAGCUGCUAGAGGAUCUGAUGGUUGCUACAUUUUCCAAGCGUAGAAAAGAGAUCAUUGGAGAUGAACCACACAUCACAGAGCUAAUUUCCCGAUGGCCAGCUCUGAUUCAAGAGAAACAGAUUAGGGCAGAAUUUAAGAGGAUCGUUACCACAGACCUUCUGGUAUCCUUUCUUGACGGACUUGAUGGCCUGGUCCCAAGACUCCUGGAGAUGUACAAAACAGCAACAAAGUCUGGGAAGAAGCAGUCACUCAAAGACAUUCUGGACUGCCUUGAGAAAGAUGACACAAAGGAGAGGAGAAGGGCUGCUGCUCUGCUUGGUCUGCCACACUACAUAUCAGGAGAAGAUCCAUCAGAUGUCAUCAGGAUGUGUGAUGCUCAUGUUGAGACUCUGGAUGAAGCCAUGAAAGGGAUGCAGCUUGGCCUUGUGAUAGGCUGUGAAGGUGGGAAACAGGGUUUCAUUCCACAUGAGGUCUUCGAUGUGGCAGUUGUGGUGGAGGAGACCAUCGUUCUUCACAACGUUAAGGAUGUGGCACAGAGCUUUGCCAUGCUUAUGGGUGUCAUCUACUGUGUCAAUCUCAAGUAUCCAGAUGCCAUGAAGUACUCCUUUGAGUUUAUUCAGAGAGUGGUGAUGAAGAUAAAACCAGACCAGGCCUCGGCUCGAGUACACGGCUUGAGAAACAGAAUCCUGAGGUAUAAACUGUAAAGACCUGUGAGAAUGUUGUUCACUGUUCUUUUUUUCAUGCACAAUAACUUUCAGUAUUGUGCUGCUGAACAAUUCUGUGAUGAAACGUCACACCCAUGAUUUUCAGUUUAAGAUUGGUGUAAAGAUCUUCUUCCACUUCAUUGUAUUUGAAUGAUUUAUGAAAAAUGAUGGUCUUUACUGGUCAAAGACUAUAGAGAUGUUAAAUUGCAGGGAAAUUUAAGGUGGGACAGAAGGUUUGAAAGUUCAGACAAUAACUAGCCUCAGAAAAUGUUCUUUGCAGUUGAGUGGGGUAUGAAAAUUGGAAUUUUGUGAAUUUUCUUUCCCAGUCAAAAUUCUGUAAAAUAGGACUUUUUUUUUUUUUUUUAACUUCAAUUCCGUAUUUUAAGCAGAUGCUACCCAUAUUCACUUUGUAAGGCCAGUUUAGAAGUCAUGGUCUCAACAGCUAUUUGCUUUAGGCAGACUUGUUUUAUCUUGCCUCACUGAGUUUACGCAGCUUCAUACGCCUCUGUUUAAAGAGCUGUUUGUGGUUAGACUCUCUUAUCUAAUGAGC